CGGGUGUGCGUGCCUGUGUGACACACGCUCGCCUGUGCGGAGCCCCCGCUACCACCACCGCGCGCUCCAGGCCCUAAGCGGCGCGGGGGAUGAGGAGGGUUGGGGGCGGACGGCGAGGGAGGAGCUGGAAGGGGAACGGAAGGAAGAAGCAGCGGCGGCGGCAGCAGCCUAUUUGUUGUGUCCGUGGCGCGCGCCUGGCUGCAUCCGCUCCAGGCAACCUUUCUCGGCCGUCGCGCGCGCGAGGACCGGCGGAGGGAGGGGGGCGGCCGAGGGAGAGGAGGAGAGGAGCUGGGCGCUGACGUCACGCGGAGCUGUCCCUCAGCACCGGGCCGAGCCGGGCGGGCUCUGGCGGGCCGGGUUCGAGGCCGGGCCGAGCAGAUGGAAACAAUGCCAUGAGACAGCAUCCCCCGCAGGUGACGGGGAGGGAGUGGGGAGCCUGACAUUGCCCCAGGAGACCCUGAAGAGCCAUGACGUCAACGGUACAGACCCUGCGUUUCCCGCUGCUGCCGCACGUGCCAAACCAAGACGAGACAUACAACUGUGAGGAGGAGAUUGAGCGGCGCUACCAAGUGGUACCCUCGGUGGUCUGCGCCAUGUGCUGCCUCUUUGGGAUCAUCUACUGCUUCUUUGGGUACCGAUGCUUCAAGGCGGUGAUGUUCCUGACAGGACUGAUGUUUGGCUCCGUGAUCAUCUUCAUGCUGUGCUACAAAGAGCGGGUGCUGGACACCCAGCUGAGUGUUGAGGCCUCCGUGGGCAUUGGGCUGGGCAUCGGGGUGCUCUGUGGGCUGGUGACCAUGCUUGUGCGCAGUGUUGGGCUCUUCAUGGUUGGGCUGCUGCUGGGGCUGCUGCUGGCGGUGGCUGCGCUGGUGGUGAUGGAGCAGUUCUACCACCCACCUACUGUCUGGAUCCCCAUCGGUUUGCUGCUUGGCAUGGGCAUGCUGUGUGCGGUGCUCACCUUGCAGUGGCAGCGCCUCUUCACCACGCUCUCCACGGCUGUCUUCGGCAGUGCCGUCAUGACCGCCACCGCCGACUACUUUGUCGAGCUCUUCCUGCUGCUGCAGUACGUCUACGAGCGCGUCAAGGUAGCUCCUGCCCGCCCCAUCUGCUGGUACAGCUGGGUCAUCUUGGGCACUUGGCCAGUCCUGGCAUUGUUGGGCGUCCUGGUGCAGUGGAAAGUCACGGCAGAGGGAUAUUCCCACACGGAAGUGAUUAUCAGUCGGCAGCAGCGGCGUGUUCAGCUGAUGCGGAUCAAGCAACGAGAAGAGCGCAAGGAGAAAAAGAAGAAGAGGCGACCACACCCCCACCCACAUGUGCAACACAAGGCCCACCCACCGGAGCCUGCCUACCGUCGCAAGCCUAAUCCUGUGCGCCGAUUUGAUGGGGAUGUGCUCUCCCCAAGCUACAUACAGAGCUUCCGGGAGCGGCAGACGGGAUCCUCUCUCAACAGCCUUCUGGCCAACGCUCAUGCCGCCAUUGACAUUGACUAUGACUGUGGCUCCACCGUGCCCCUGACAACGGGCUCUGGCCCUGCAAUGCGGGUAUAGUGCAGCACCUCCCGCCAGGUCACAAGGACGCUGCCCUCUCAUGGUCACACAGGUCAGGCCAUGUGGGCUUAGCCUAGCGCCUGUGUUCCCGUGAGGACUUGCAGAUACUCUUUGCUGGCAUUCAUAGACCUGGCCUGGACAUGCAGUUGUAGCCCAGUUUCUCUCACACUGCAAGGAUAUGCGGAAUUCUCCCCAGUGCAACUCUGGCUCCGGCUAAGCCGCCCUGCAACAAGGGGCAAGGAAAGCGUACAUGAGCACGUGCUUGGGGCAAAGGGCUGAAGAGAGACCUGGUUGCUAACCCACCCGAGCCAGGACUGCAGAAUGCAGUGAAGGGUGGAAAGGAAAGAGCCAAUCGCCUGCAUGAAAAUGACAAGUAACUGUCAACAUUCCCCACCCACCACUGUUGGAGUGACUCAUAGAUGGAGGGGCCAACGGGGUGUUCCUGUGCUGUUGUCUUGCCACACGAUGGACCCACUCCUUGUCCUGGAGUUUUGUCUUUACCUGAACUGACCCCCUGCAAGGACUAUUUCAGGGCACAAGUGGUAGGAUUUGACUCAGUUCACUCUAGUCUGGCUGGGGCAGCCAGCUCAGGGAAAUGGGGUCCUCUGUGCCCUGGGCCCCUUGCCCAUACCAGUGCCUGGCAUACUGUUUGAAUGGGCAACUCAAGGAGGGAAGGGAGGAGGGAGGGGUGGGCAUCUGGGCCACCUGGGCUGGGCUGUCUGACUGUUGAAGUGUGCAAGUGUGAGUGUGUGAGCGUGUGUGUGUGUGUGUGGUGGAGCUGGAGCAAGUAUGGGGCAUUCGGCUGGUAUCCAGGCAAUGAGCCUUUUCGAUACCCCCCUCCUACUUCCCCUUCCCCCUGUUCCUCAUUCUGGAGUGAGGGUCAGGAUAGUCAGGGGACUGGGGGGGAUCAUCCAUGUACAUAUUCUUGUUGCAGUUAUUUGUAUUAAUUUAUUAUUGACAAAGAGCUGGGCCUGAAGAGCUCUGCUGGACCCUGGGUUGGGGGGCAGGGUCCUGCGGUCUUCUUAUCUUUCCAUUCAGGCCCAUGCCUGGGGAUGGGUGUCACCUUUUUUUACCCUACCUAGCCUCAAAGAGCUGGGGUGGGAGUGUCCCCCUGCACAGAAGCCUGUCAAAGUGUGGUGGUCCCCACAUUUGGAGCUUGUCUCGUUACCUAUCGUGUGGGAGGUGGGGGCUGUGAGUCUCUCAGUGUCUCCAUCUUUAAGGGGACAGGAGCAGGGAAGAUUCACCAUCUGUUUCAGGAUGGGAGCAAGAGAGGGUCCAGCAUAGCUCAGAAAAGCCUCUCCUUCAUGGAGAAACUGCAUGUUUCUGUCACCAAUCGCCACUGUUGUCACCACAGAAACCUUGCACUCUCGUUUUUCUUUGUUUUGUCCUCUCUUUCUCUUUCUCUUUGUAUAUGUGCCAAACGCUGCCGGGCUGCGGCUGCGCAAGUAAAAAAAAAAAAGCCUUUCAGAGUAGCCUCUCCAUGAAUGAAAUGGGCCACAAGUGUUGGACUGCGGCACAAACACUACCACACAUGCAUGAGCUUGGAUCUUGGAUAUGGGCAUGCGGCAAGCCUGGACUGGGCACAGAAGGAGAAUGAGGGUGAGGAAUGGGGUCCACAACUUGAGGCAGCAUGCGCAGCAGACCUUGAACCAGAAGAGAUCCUGAGCCGCCACUUCUUUCUGCAUGGCAGUAGCAUGGCAAACAAUGGGUCUGUGUACAUGGUGGUGGUAGGGGGGCAUGAGCAGAACCUUGUUUGGAGGAAAGAGACAAGAGGAACAGAGGUCCCACUUGCAGAAAAUUGGUCCAUCUAGCUCAGUACUGUCUGCACUGAUUAGCAGCAGCUCUCCAGAGUUUCAGGCAGGAAGUUCUUUCAAUCCUACUUGUGGACGCUAAAGCUUGAACCUGAGUCCAUCUGCACAUAGAGCAGAUGCUCUACCACUAGGCCCUUUCCCUGUGCUGUGCUGGCUGGGACUGAUGAGAGUUGUUGUCCAAAACAUGGACGGCAUUCUAUUGGGGAAGGCUGCUCCAGAGCAGGGAGGCAAAUGUUAAACCAUAGUUUUAGUUACAACCCAGACCAUCCCUUCUAUGCACCCCCAUCUGUGGGCUUUCUUCACAGCCCAUGGCCAUUCCUUCCUCGUCUUGGACUUCAGGUUUUCCCAGAGGGGUGGGGCUUAGAGAUACAUAUGCACACACCUAUCUAUGCUGCCCAUUGUAUGCGCCCUGGCACAGGGCUCUUCCCACCUCUUUCAUGAAGCCGGGUGUUGCCUCAGCCUCUCUUCUGCAAUGGGGCAUUGAGAGGAGGAAACAGCAGUUGCCUGUCACAGCAACACACCCACCUACUCGCCUGUGUUUUCUGGAUACUGUGGGGGAGCUGUCUCUGCAGUUUAAAAAGCCUUACACUGGAGCGUGCUGAAGGGUGUGCUGAGGCACAGGUGGCACCUCACCAUCCUUCUGCUUGUCUAGGCAACUGAUGAGACCUCCCGC
Zootoca vivipara (common lizard) is the source of this 4028-nucleotide messenger RNA. It is a transcript of the gene TMEM198, whose product is annotated as transmembrane protein 198. Gene Ontology annotation, biological process: positive regulation of canonical Wnt signaling pathway. Gene Ontology annotation, cellular component: cytoplasmic vesicle; plasma membrane. Lineage: Eukaryota; Metazoa; Chordata; Lepidosauria; Squamata; Lacertidae. The record is from RefSeq and is a predicted model, not a curated record.